GUAACAUCGGCCUACAGCCCAUCCAUUCGCCUCGUCAUUCACACAGUCCUUCCUCUCUCCGACGGACCCGAGGACCCCGUCGCGGUUCUAGUCUGCCAACCUCCGGCGAGCGAACCGGCGAAGACUAACGCGACGCAGCGAGGACGCACCCCACCUGCUCGACGGAAUGCUCCCCUAGGAAGCAGCUCAAGAACAGCGAAGCACCGUCCGCGGCGGAGAUGGACGACGUCCUUCCCAUCGUCAUCUCGUUCCUGCCGGCGCACGAGGCGGUGCGGACGUGCGUGCUCUCCCCACGCUGGCGCCACUUUUGGACAUCUGCGCCCGGUCUCCGCAUCACCGCCGUCGGGGACUUCGGGAGCGCCGAUAAGUUCAAUCAGUUCGUAGACCGCCUGCUCUUCCUCCGUCGCCACUCAGACUGCCCACUGGAGUCAUGUGAGUUCGAUCUGGACGACAGGGAGUUCGGUUUCAACUCCAUCUCGUCCUUUCAGCAUGUGUAUCGCUGGAGCCUGCAGUCUGCUUUAGACUGCAAUGUCCGGGUCCUUCGGUGCAGUUUCACGGACACCAACCCCAACUUCCGCAUGCUUCCCGAGCAACUAUCUGAAUAUCCAGAGCCUCUACUCUCCCAGCACCUCACUAGGCUAGAGCUCCAUUGCAUCCGCUGCGCUCUUGAUUUCUCGGGCUGUCCAGUGCUAGUGGACCUUAAGAUGGAGCAGUGCGUCACACAUGCUGCUGAAAUGUUGUCUCCAUCCUUGCGACAGCUGAGUAUGGUCUGCUGUGAACUCUCCAUGUGGCAUCGUACUCAAGUAACCUUACCGAAUCUUGUUCGCUUGGAAUUAAUUAAUUGUGCUGGUAGACUUCCAUUACUUGAAAGCUUGCCAUCAUUGGAAACGGCGGUUGUUGAUCUUGGGGAGUUUUCUGAGGAUCGGUGUCCUGUGUCAGGCUGUCUUGAUGAUGAUCCAUGCUUUGGUUGUCAUUUUCAUUUUGAGUUCAUUGCUCAACGCGGAAGUAGCUACUUCUUCCAGGGUUUGUCUCGAGCCAAACACCUAGAGUUGUUAGCUUCCUAUAAUGAUGCGUUCAUUUUUCAAAGAGAUUUGAAGUGCCGCCCGACAUUUCCCAUGUUAAAGACUUUGAUACUCAACGACUGGUGUUUGCAUGCUGACCUCAGUGCUGUGAUUCAUUUUAUCCAACACUCGCCAAAUCUUGAGAAGGUUACUCUUAAAUUUGCUGAGGAAUUUGAUUCUUCAAUGGUGACAGAAGGAGAUAACAAUUUGUUGGAAGGAACAUUUUCAUCUGACCAUCUUAAAAUGGUUGAAAUCAAAUGUUUAAAGGUUGAUGGAAGAAUUAACAAAAUUCUCAAGAUCCUGAGUGCUUGUGGCAUAUCACUGGAAAAAGUCAAUAUCCGACAAGCCAAUACAAGUUCCUGACCUGGAUGUUUCGGUUAUGCUUGUAAUGUUCUGAAAGGAAACAGAGCUGCGAAGAUUUGUCUUCCAAGAGAGGAAAUUGAGAAGAUUUGCACUGUUCAUGGAUUUACGAUGAAUGCUGGCUGUCCUGUUUGGAAACCUCAAUGAGUGAACUCUCCUUCUUUCCAAACGCAUGUUGCAAUGUGAGCUUCCAUUGUUGUUGCUUGCCUGUGAUGUAUUCCUGAUGAAUGUUGACUGUCCAGAAACGCAUGUUGCUAUUUUGGGGUCUUAUGAUGGCUUGUGUCCAACUGUGUGAGCUGCCAAAGAGAACUCGUCUUCGUAGUGAUGAACGUUCUAACACCGUUUCCUUGUUGGGGCUUGCUUGGCUGUGAUGGAUCAUGGAACAUGCUUUGGAGCUUGCUUUCUUUA
Messenger RNA from Triticum dicoccoides, 1829 nucleotides. RefSeq names its product putative F-box/FBD/LRR-repeat protein At5g22610. The coding region runs from base 219 to 1424 and encodes 401 amino acids. NCBI's taxonomy places the organism in Eukaryota, Viridiplantae, Streptophyta, Magnoliopsida, Poales, Poaceae. The record is from RefSeq and is a predicted model, not a curated record. Gene Ontology annotation, molecular function: protein binding. The transcript is spliced from 5 exons.